This is a messenger RNA of Ictalurus furcatus (blue catfish), 2128 nucleotides long. Its product is annotated as fetuin-B. Gene Ontology annotation, cellular component: extracellular region. Gene Ontology annotation, molecular function: cysteine-type endopeptidase inhibitor activity. NCBI's taxonomy places the organism in Eukaryota, Metazoa, Chordata, Actinopteri, Siluriformes, Ictaluridae. The transcript has 7 exons. Gene Ontology annotation, biological process: negative regulation of endopeptidase activity. Bases 92 to 1108 code for a protein of 338 amino acids. The record is from RefSeq and is a predicted model, not a curated record.
UUUGCUGUGUGACAGCAGAGUUGAACACGCAUCUCUGUCCUCUCUCUCUCUCUCUCUCUCUCUCUCCUCAGGUUCAGCUAAAGCAGAUAUAAUGGGAAAAAUACAAUUCAUCUCCUUGUCACUGAUAAGUUUAUACUUUCACAGUGCCACUACAUCUCCUGAACCAAAAGGAUGCCUCGACCUGAGUGUAGUGAAUGCAGCAGAGGUGGCACUGGACCAAGUUAAUGCAGCCAGAAAGGAAGGUUACAUCUUCUCUCUGAACAGAGUGUAUGAUGUCCUGCAAGAUGCAAAGGAGGAAGGGGAGAGCCUUUUACGACUGACGAUAGAUGUACUGGAGACAAAAUGUCAUGUGAUCAGCAAAAGAAAAUGGAAGUCAUGUGAAAUCAAGGCUAUCGGAGAUGUUCCAGUCUUCGGAAAGUGUGAUGUAUCUGUCUUCAUUCAGACCAACAUUACUUUACAUAACUUUAGUUGCACCAUCCAGCAAGUUCCUGCUGCUGCCAUCAUUGACACGUGUCCAGAUUGUCCAACAACAGAGAGCCUGGACGAUCCAAUCGUAGUCGAGACAGCCAAUCUUUCUCUUGAAAAAUUUAAUCAAGAGACAAACAUGUCUAAUUACUUUGUUCUUCUAAAUAUAACUGGGGCAAGCAUGCAGUGGGUUGUUGGUCCAUCCUACUUUGUUGAGUUCAUCAUACAGGAAACAGACUGUGCCAAAAAAGUGACUGAUGUAGACUGGACUCAGUGCCAGCCAAAGAAUGGGACACAUAUGAAUGGCUUCUGUACAGGAUCACAUAUUACGUUUGAUGAUGACCCUGAAGUGAUGCUCUCCAAAGAGGCCAGCUGGAUCAGUGGAACACACACUACUAUUGAAGAAGCUAAGAAAAAACUUUCUACCAGUGUCAGCUGUUCACUUUAUCAAGAAAUGCUCGAUAAUGAACCAGAGAACAGCAACAGGACAAUCAAAAACCCUUCAACCAUCCAAACUCCAUCUGGGUCUGUGCUGAUUCUGCCUCCUACACCCAUCCCAGUGUCCCCCAGAAUACCAGCAGCUGCUCCUAACUGCCCUGGAGAAAGGAGGCACAACCUUGGACUAGAGUCAGUGAAACUAUAAAUAAAAGAUCUUAUACCAAAGGUCACUCCACACUAUAAAACGUUCCACUUCUGCCAUACAACGCUAUAUUUUCCGGAAAAGAAAAUAAUAGCAGGUACAGCAAUUCUGCAUAUCUACAUCCAUGAAUCCGAGGUAGAUGGAUGAAGUCAAAAGUGAUUUGAGCAUCACCAUAGCAAUAGGCUAAUUAAUAGAUGACUAAAUAAAGUCAUAUCCCUUAGAACUGAAUGGAGCUCUUGUCCCCAGCAAAACAAAACAAAAACAGUGUCUCGUGAUUUUGAUGACUUGAACACCUUUGGUCACAAGGGGUUAUGAUGCAAUAAUUCCUUUUGAUAUGAAUCUUUAUUCCUACUCCUGGAGGUAAAAAAUGAAUUGAAAUCUAGGAGAGCAUUAUUGUAUAUAAAACACCAAGGUAACAGCAUCAGGAUACAACAGUACAGUUCCUUUCAAAUACAGGUGUAGAAAAGAAAUGCAGCCUGCAAUAAAACAAAUUGUAAAAGUAUGUUGCCUUGUGUUAUAACGGUUCUGUCGUUUCCCGCUAUAUUAUAUUGUAUUGUAGAUGUAUCCAUCCAUUUUCUAUACCGCUUAUCUUACCCAGGGUCAAAGGGAGCCUGGAGUCUAUAUCAGGGCAAUCGGGGCACAAGGCAGGGGACACCUUGGACAUGGUACCAACCCAUCGCAGGGCACAAAUGCACACAUAUUCACAUACUACAGGCAAUUUGGAAAUGCCAAUCAGCCUACAGUGCACAUCUUUCAAAUGACACCAGCCCCACUCAUUAUGUUUCAAUUGAUCAUAUUUAGUUCCCAGGACAGAGAAUGUGUUUAUUAAAUUGAUCAGAUUUGAAACUCUAUUGUUUCAGAUCAAACAUGUUGGAACAGAGCAGAUUCAUUGUGCACAUUGAGCUAGAUCAGAUGUGCUCUCAUACCAUGGGGUCAAAAUGCUUAGGAACAGGAACCCUGGUCUUAACGACUUUUUUUUUUUUUUUGCAAUGUUUAGAUAAAAUAUAAAGAAAUGCAUAUAAU